Zalophus californianus (California sea lion) is the source of this 4725-nucleotide messenger RNA. It is a transcript of the gene FHIP2B, whose product is annotated as family with sequence similarity 160 member B2. The transcript has 17 exons. The coding region runs from base 1139 to 3184 and encodes 681 amino acids. The record is from RefSeq and is a predicted model, not a curated record. NCBI's taxonomy places the organism in Eukaryota, Metazoa, Chordata, Mammalia, Carnivora, Otariidae.
GAGGGGGAGAGUUUCAGGGCCUCUGAUUCAGUGUUACUGCUUCUUCCUCCUGUCUUCAUGGCCUUCUAACCGUUCUUCCUGCCUUCAUCAUCACAGAACUGUCAGCGGACUCUGCCUGAAACACUGCUUAGCAGACGUCCUUGACCUACCUCUGACUGCCUACAAAAACAAUCCUGACCUGGUGACUCGAUGUUCAGGGGCCCAUACGCUCAUCAAUCCAUCCUUGUCCCAGACACACUUUGCAGAGUUCCCUCCGCAGGAAACAUCUUUCCUUCAUCUCUAAUUAUUGACUUGGGACCGCAUUCGUCACGUUUUAGUUUCAGGGUUACCUCAGUAAAGCCUUCUCUGUUCCAGUGCUCUUUUCCCAUGGGCCAUUUUCUACCUGUCCCACGUUCUCACACGACUUCCUACAGCUGAGUUACUCGGGGCGGUUUUCAUAUUCUAUUCUCCCUGGCACUGGGUCUCCGGCAGCCUUGUAUUGCUUACAGCAUCUGGCAUGGUGUCUUGUACACAGGAGGCACUCAAAAGAUACUUCCUGAACGAAUCAGGAGUAGACACUCAGUUCUGUGCUGCAGUGAAGUGUGAGGUUAGAUGCAUCCAGGAACUCUGGUGAGGCCUUUGCGGAACCGGUGGCCCUUAGCUGGACCUCACUGGUGACUGUUUGGAUCUAGGCAAGUGUAGGGGGACACAGGGCCUCCUGGACAGAGGAGUGGCCUGAGCAAAGAUGGAGAGGUAGAAAUGAGCACCUGUGGUGAGGGACUAUUUGAUUAUGCAUUUUUCUCCUGUAUACAUUUACUCUGCAAGGAAAGAGAGUGACAGCUCUUUUUUUGAGUUUUCAGGGAAGCAGUUGUUAUCGGUGUGGAGAUGAAGAGAUAACUUCUGGAAGAGGGGCAGGUUUGAGGCUUGCUCGUAGCAGAAAUAGAAUUCCCUGGGGCUGGAGGCUGUGCAUCCCCAGCUCCUCUAGCAACCUGCAGCCUUGGACAAAAGAUGCAAGCAUGUUAUAUAAUAACGGGAGCCCAGCAUUGACCUGCUGGAGGCCUUCGUGGAGCACUGGAAGGGCAUCACGCACUACUACAUUGAAAGUACAGAUGAAAACACCCCCGCCAAGAAAACGGAUAUUCCCUGGCGGCUGAAGCAGAUGCUGGACAUCCUGGUAUAUGAGGAGAGGCAGCAGACGGCAGCUGGUGAGGCCGGGCCCUGUCUGGAAUACUUGCUGCAACACAAAAUCCUGGAGACGCUGUGCACACUGGGCAAGGCCGAGUACCCCCCAGGGAUGCGACAACAGGUAUUCCAGUUCUUCAGCAAGGUUCUGGCCCAGGUGCAGCACCCCCUCCUGCAUUACCUCAACGUCCACAGGCCUGUGCAGAAGCUUCUCCGACUUGGUGGGACAGUUCCUGGAUCCCAAACAGAAAAGGAGGAGGUACAGUUCACCACCGUCCUCUGUUCCAAGAUCCAACAGGACCCAGCCCUGCUCACCUACAUCCUGGAAGGUAAAAAGAUUGUCAGUAGGAAGAAGUCAUCCAAAGAACCCACCACCCUGCCUAGAGAGGCAGCCAGCAUCCAAGGCAAGGACCACCCCCGCAGCAAGGCUCCUGACACGAGUCCCUGCGGGGCCCGGGCCUUGAGCACGCAGCUGCCUGCCGAGAGGGAGGAGGAGCCGGAUGGAGCGGCUGGGGAAAGCAACCUCAUCACCUCCCUGAUCGGGUUGUGCAAGAGCAAGAAAGGUCGGGUGGCUCUGAAGGCCCAGGAGAACCUGCUGCUCCUGGUAAGUGUGGCUUCGCCUGCAGCCGCCACCUACCUGGUACAGAGCAGUCCUUGUUGCCCUGCUGUGGUCGAGCACCUCUGCCACCUGUACCAGUCCGUGCCCCCCUUCCUGGACCCGGCCGACAUUGCUGCACUAGAGGGCGUCAGCUGGAGGUUGCCCAGUGCCCCAUCUGAUGAGGCUUCCUUCCCUGGCAAGGACGCCUUGGCUGCCUUUUUGGGCUGGUUUGAUUACUGUGACCACCUCAUCACAGAGGCACACAUGGUGGUUGCAGACGCCUUGGCAAAGGCUGUGGCUGAGAAGUUAUUCAUGGAGAUUCUGCAGCCCCACCUCCUGCAUGUUUCUGAGCAGAGCGUCCUGACCUCCACCGCCUUGCUCACGGCCAUGCUGCGUCAGCUCCGUUCUCCUGCCCUGCUGCGAGAGGCUGUGGCUUUCCUCCUGGGCACAGACCCACAGGCUGCAGCCCCCGACGAUGGCCCCCGCACUCUGUGCGCUCACCUCAUCGGGCACUGCGACCACCUCUCUGACGAGAUCAGCAUCACCACCCUGCGGCUAUUCGAGGAGCUGCUCCAGAAGCCGCACGAGCAGGUCAUCCGCAGCCUGGUCCUGUGCAACCUGGAGGGCCGCCAUUAUGUGGCCCGGGGCUCACCCGAGCCCGAGAGCUAUGAGGACACCCUAGAUCUGGAGGAAGACCCUUACUUCACAGACGGCUUCCUCAACUCCAGCUUUCACCCCUCAGCAAAGCCUCCCCCAGCCCCUGCCACCAACUCAGAUGGCAAAACAGCAGUGACCGAGAUUGUCAACAGUUUCCUCUGCCUGGUUCCUGAGGAAGCCAAGACCUCGGCUUUCCUAGAGGAGACCGGAUAUGACACGUACGUCCACGAUGCUUAUGGACUGUUCCAGGAGUGCAGCUCCCGAGUUGCCCCUUGGGGCUGGCCCCUGGGCCCCACACCCCUGGACCCCCAUGAGCCUGAACGGCCUUUCUUUGAGGGUCACUUCCUCCGAAUGCUGUUUGACCGCAUGUCCCGGAUUUUGGAACAGCCGUACAGCCUGAACCUGCAGGUGACCUCAGUGCUGUCCCGGCUGGCCCUCUUCCCCCACCCCCUUAUCCACGAGUACCUGCUGGAUCCCUACAUCAACCUGGCCCCUGGCUGCAGGAGUCUGUUCUCUGUGCUCGUCAGGGUGAUCGGGGACUUGAUGCAGAGAAUUCAGAGGGUACCCCAGUUCCCGGGCAAAUUGCUCCUGGUGCGCAAGCAGCUGAUGGGUCAGGUCCCUGGGGAGCAGCUGGACCACCAGACUCUCCUCCAGGGCGUGGUGGUUCUUGAGGAAUUCUGCAAGGAGCUGGCUGCCAUCGCUUUCGUCAAGUUCCCCCCACAUAGUCCUCACCUGCACCUCUCCUCUCCCCGAGAAGGGCACGUCUGAGCCAGGAACAGGACAGGAGGGGAGACUUCUGUCCAUACCUCUGCCCAAGAGCUGCCUCGCACCUGGCACUGCCGCCACCUCCUGCCUCCCAGGUUGGGGGCUUGGUUCCAUCUCUACCUCCCAGGCACCUCUGCCUCUGAGGGGGCCUGGGCUUCCACUCCCAGGUUAACUCAAGAAGAUCGUGGCCUGUCAGUCACACGAGACUGGGUUCAGGGAGUGGGUCUCCAAGGUACCAGAAGCCAAGGAGCAAAAGAGAUGGCCUCCCAGACAGCAUGGUGUCCUCGGGGCCUUCUCGGGGGAGCUGGGUAAUUGCCAGGAGAGCACCCAGACCCAGACCCUCACAUGUCCUGUGCCCAUUACCCGAGUCGACAGGCCAUUCGUGGCCGGGGCCAAGACCUGUGGCUCAGUUCCAGGGGCACAGAGGGGAGUGAGUGAUCGUUCUGAGGCUGGUCAGGACCGCAGGCCAGAGACACAGGGGCGCAGGAGCCCCGUCUCUGUCACGCUAGGUACCACAGACACUGCUAAGACUUGACAUUUUCUCUCCUGCCUUCUUGGCUUAACCCAUGGCAAAGGGGCAGUGGAUAGCCGGGGAAGCCCACUCUUCUGCCCAGCCCUCCUGGAGACUGUUGCAAAAUUCCCAACCGCCUCAUGGCAAAUAUCCAAAGCAUGCUCCGCGCCCAGGCGGGGGCAGCUGCUAAUGAGAGCCUUGGUUUAACUGCAGCCAGGGCGGGAGAGGCCUUGGGAAGUUGGGGGCUGGGUGCCAGGCUCCGGCUCCAGCUGCUUUCUCUCUGGCGCCUCUGAACCCGUCCCGGCAGGUCCUCAACACCUGGGCAGAGGGGCUCAGAGACUGGGGGGAGGCCGAGCCUGGCCCUCAGCUUUCCACCCAGCCUGCAGUGCUCUCGAUGGCAUACUCUUCCGGGGGAGCCAGGGAGCUCAGGACAGACGAGGCCAGGAUGCCCACCUGACCCCAAGCCCCCAGGGCCCGGCAGGGAGGCGCUGGGGCCCGGGCAGCCGGUUGUAGUGUUGUUCUCCCUGCAUGCCCUUCACGGCUGGGGCUGCCACCCCACCCGGCCUGAAUCUGUCUCAACCUGCAGGAACACACAGGUGGCGCCAGGCAUUACCUCACAGCAGGACUGCAGUUGCUGGCUUCGCUCCUGGGCAAGGAGGAGCAGGCCAGAGCCCCUUUCGCUUCCUUUUCCUGCCUAUGCCGCUUCUAGAAGCCGGCCGCAGGUUGCCAGGAGGUGACAUGGAAGAGGAGAAACUCAGUGACCUCUCCCUCUCCUGCGUUCCUCCAAGCUGGGGAGGAUGUAACCGCCGCUCUGAAGGACACCGUGCAUGUGCAUGCAUGCGUGUGUGCGCACGUGGGUGCUGGCGCGGGACCGGAGAGCAGAGCUCGCAGGGCAAAUUGAACUCUUCGAGUCAGAAAAACGUUUGAGCGUCUGGGAGUCACAGAGACUCCCCUCCUCCAUCCCCUUCAGCAUUCACACUGCGUCCCCCCGAGACAACACAGCAAUAAAUGGUUUGGUUGCGUGGACACAGCG